GGGUAAUGGGACAAGUACCAGGUACGCGCAUCCGCCAGCCGGCCCGCCCUAAUUUGGGGUUGCCCGCAACCUCGUGGUCGUCGACAUCCCAGCAGCGCGGAGUGCUCCCCUCGCCUGCCCCGUCCUCGCGCAGCUCUUUUGGCCGCCCAGCUGCUGCAGGGCGUGCCCAGGGCCCCGCCCGCGUCGAGCCCCAGAACCUGGGGACGAGAGGGGCCGGAGCUCAUGUCCACAGUACUUUGUUCGUCUUGGCCGAGCUCAUGCUCAACCUUUUUCCCAUGCCCCUUUUUUUUUGCUUUAUUCGUUCGGCUUCGGCGGCCUCCCUAAACCUCUUUGGUCCUUCCUCAAAUACCUCUUUGGUGCCCCUUGCCGACCUCCAACAGCCCCUCGGCAAAGUACAAAAGGCUCCGCGGCCCUUCUCGGUCCUCUCCUCCACCGCCUGGCACCUCCCAACAAUUCGAUCGCCCGGCCGUCCAAAGCUGUUCUGAUCCUGCCGCCAGCCUCUCUGACAACAGGUUCCAUCCCGCGGCCCGCCCCGAGUCGCAGCAAAUUCCACACACGUCAUCGCCGUCUUGUGGACUGUCGCUGCCCGCGGUACACUACCCCGUUCGUGCGAGAGCUUGCUCCUGAACGCCCCCCGGCUUGUAUCCCACCUCUGUUCUCUCCUCCCACACUCCUGUCAUAGCGCACGUGCGAAUAGUUUCAAGCAGCAACAAACUCGCUUCGGCUGUUCCCUGCCGCAUAACAUGGCGCAGGAUGCUGGCAAAGCGCCCGUUGUGGCCGAGGCCCACGAGGUCGACACCUACCACCCCCCACAAAAAAUGCUUGACAACCACCCCAGCAAGCCACAUUUGGAGAGCUUGGAGGAAUACCAGCAGCUGUACAAGGAGUCCAUCUCGGAGCCAGACAAAUUCUGGGGAAAGAAGGCACGCGAGCUCCUGACAUGGCAGAGGGAUUUCGAGACGGUGCAGUCAGGUGGCCUGUCUGACGGCGACACAGCUUGGUUCCUCGAGGGCCAGCUCAGCGCCUCGUACAACUGCGUGGACCGGCACGCUCUCAAGGAUCCGGAGCGGGUCGCCAUCAUCUAUGAGGCCGACGAACCCAGCGACGGCCGGACCCUGACAUACGGCGAACUGCUGCGCGAGGUCUGCCGUACCGCCCACGUGCUCAGGCAGAUGGGCGUGCGCAAGGGAGACACCGUUGCCAUCUACCUGCCCAUGAUCCCCGAGGCCAUUGUUGCCUUCAUGGCUGUCACCCGCAUCGGCGCCAUUCACUCGGUAGUUUUCGCCGGUUUCUCGGCCGACUCACUGCGCGACCGCGUCAUCGACGCCCAGUCCAAAGUCGUCAUAACCACCGACGAGGGCAAGCGCGGCGGCAAGCUGAUCGGCACCAAGCGCAUUGUCGACGAUGCCCUCAAGCAGUGCCCUGAUGUCACACAUGUCCUCGUUUACAAGCGCACCGGCGCUGACGUUCCCAUGACGCCGGGCCGCGAUUGGUGGUGGCACGAGGAGGUGGAGAGGUGGCCCAACUAUAUCCCUCCUGAGCCCAUGAGCUCCGAGGACCCCCUGUUCCUGCUCUACACCUCUGGCUCGACUGGCAAGCCCAAAGGUGUUAUGCAUACCACGGGCGGCUACCUGCUGGGCGCCGCCAUGACGGGCAAGUAUGUUUUCGACAUCCACGACGGCGAUCGCUUCUUCUGUGGUGGCGAUGUCGGGUGGAUCACGGGCCACACAUAUGUCGUCUAUGCGCCCUUGCUCCUCGGCGUCUCGACCGUCGUGUUCGAGGGCACCCCGGCCUAUCCCAACUUCUCGCGCUACUGGGACAUUGUCGAAAGGCACCAGAUCACGCAGUUCUAUGUGGCCCCGACCGCCCUCCGGCUGCUCAAGCGCGCCGGCGACCAGUACGUCAAGAAUGAGAUGAAGUACCUGAGGGUUCUCGGAUCCGUAGGGGAGCCCAUCGCGGCCGAGAUCUGGAAGUGGUACUUUGAAGUUGUGGGCAAGGAAAAGGCGCAGGUCGUAGAUACCUACUGGCAAACCGAGACCGGAUCCAACGUUAUCACUCCGCUCGCGGGGGUAACGCCAACCAAGCCGGGGUCCGCGUCGCUGCCCUUCUUCGGCAUCGAGCCGGCCAUAAUCGACCCCGUUUCUGGGGAGGAGAUCCACGGGAACGAUGUCGAGGGCGUCCUGGCGUUCAAGCAGGCAUGGCCUAGCAUGGCUCGAACGGUCUGGGGAGCCCACAAGAGGUAUAUGGACACAUACAUGAACGUAUACAAGGGGUAUUAUUUCACCGGCGACGGUGCUGGUAGAGACCACGAAGGGUUCUACUGGAUCAGGGGUCGCGUGGAUGACGUUGUGAACGUGAGCGGACACCGGCUUUCGACGUCGGAGAUCGAGGCAGCGCUCAUCGAGCACCACGCGGUGGCCGAGUCGGCAGUGGUUGGGGUGCAGGACGAACUUACGGGGCAGGCAGUCAACGCUUUCGUGUCGCUGCGAGAAGACAGCACCGAGUCAGUAGAUGCGAUCCGCAAGGACUUGAUAUUGCAGGUUCGAAAGAGCAUCGGGCCCUUCGCGGCGCCAAAGGCCGUCUAUGUCGUGCCAGAUCUGCCUAAGACGCGCUCCGGCAAGAUCAUGCGGAGGAUCCUGAGGAAGAUCCUGGCGGGCGAAGAGGACCAGCUGGGCGAUGUUAGCACGCUGUCGGACCCGAGUAUUGUCGCCAAGAUCCUCACGAUUGUGCAUGACAGUCGAAAGAAGUGAGGAGGCAGAACCUAUCGUUGCUUGAGGACAGACUGAGUUGGCUGGCUGGCUGGCUGUGUGGCUGGCGGGGACCACGGAGUUGCUUACGUAGAGUUAUACCACCACAAUGGACUGCGUUUCUACCUCUUGCGGCCGUUCCCAGCCGGGGAGGCUCGACCAAUGGAUACCACCAGAGCCGGAUGCGGCCUUUGUG
Molecule: messenger RNA, 2943 nt
Organism: Gaeumannomyces tritici R3-111a-1
Lineage: Eukaryota; Fungi; Ascomycota; Sordariomycetes; Magnaporthales; Magnaporthaceae
Product: acetyl-coenzyme A synthetase
Exons: 7
Coding region: 744-2750 (668 amino acids)
Cellular component (GO): cytosol
Molecular function (GO): acetyl-CoA synthetase activity; AMP binding
Source: RefSeq, a predicted model, not a curated record